AUGGCUAAAUUCAUCUUCAAAUCUCUUUUCAUCUUUUGGUACUGUUUUCUCCUUAGACAACUAAAAAAUCUCAUAGUUUUCCACAGAACUAUUAGCAACACUUUUGCUAGUACCACCACAACAUCAUCACAAACCAAAUACCAAAAAUUUCCAUCUCUUCUUAAUCGAUCAGACUUAAAUGACCAUACAUUAAUCUUCGAUGUCGAAAACACUCUUCUUAAAUCCUCUUCUCUGUUUCAAUACUUCAUGCUUGUAGCAUUUGAAGCAGGAGGACUUCUAAGAGCCAUUAUUCUUGUUGUCCUAUACCCUUUUAUUUAUUUAUCCGGAGAAAAAAUGGGGUUGAAGAUUAUGGUCAUGGUAUGUUUUUUUGGUAUAAAAGCAGAGAGCUUUAGAAUUGGAAGAUCGGUUAUGCCGAAAUUCUUUUUGGAAGAUGUUGGUUCGGAAAUUUUUGAGGUGGUUAAUAAAGGUGGGAAGAAUAUGGGUGUUAGUAAUCUACCUCGUGUAAUGGUGGAGAGUUUCUUGAAAGAGUAUUUAGAAAUUGAUUUUGUGGAUGCUAAGGAACUGAAAAUGUUUUGUGGGUACUAUGUUGGGUUGAUAGAUAAGACAGAAAAUGUUCAUUCUUUGAAGCAAGUUCAAGAGGGGAAAGGCUCUUUAGACAUGAUUGGAAUUACAAGAUUCAAUAGCAUUAGUGAACAUGAAAUUUUCUUUUCUUGCAAGGAAGUAUAUGUAGUGUCACAAGCUGAGAAAAGAAGUUGGAAAAAGCUAGCAAAAAAGAAUUAUCCAAAAGCACUUAUUUUCCAUGAUGGAAGAUUAGCACUAACACCAACACCAUUAAAAUCCCUUGCAAUGUUAAUAUGGCUUCCAUACGGAAUAUUCCUCUCCGUUAUCAGAAUCUUACUAGCCUUCACACUUCCUUUCAAACUCUCAACUCCGUUACUAAUCUUCACCGGCCUUCGUCUCACAUCCUCACUCCCCAAAAACGCAAACCCUAACAAACAAAACGACAACAACAAAUCCAACAGUCACCUUUACGUUUGCAACCACAGAACCUUACUAGACCCUCUCUACAUUUCAUUCUCACUACAAAAGAAACUAAUCGCGGUAACUUAUAGCUUAAGCAAAGUCUCAGAAAUAAUUGCACCGAUCAAAACGGUGCGAUUGAGUAGAAACAGAGACAUUGAUUCAAAAAUGAUGAAGAGGUUGUUACAAGAAGGAGACAUAGUUGUUUGUCCGGAAGGAACUACUUGUAGGGAACGUUAUUUAUUAAGGUUCAGUCCUUUGUUUUCUGAGAUGUGCGAUGAGAUAACACCUGUGGCUGUUGAUAGCCACGUCAGCUUGUUUCAUGGUACAACUGCUGGGGGUUUAAAGUGUUUGGACCCGGUUUUUUUCCUCUCGAAUCCUUUUCCGGUUUAUACGGUUCGGUUGUUGAACCAGGUUUAUCGUUCGGAGUUUUCGUGGGUUAAUGAGGAUGUUGAGGGUUGUAGAUUUGAAAUGGCGAACCGGGUUCAAGGUGAGAUAGGGAAUGCUUUGGGAUUUGAGUGUACGAAACUGACGAGAAAAGAUAAGUAUUUGAUUUUGGCUGGGAAUGAAGGUGUGGUUUCAAAGAGUUGA
Vicia faba (fava bean) is the source of this 1611-nucleotide messenger RNA. The record is from the annotation of a GenBank genome assembly. Lineage: Eukaryota; Viridiplantae; Streptophyta; Magnoliopsida; Fabales; Fabaceae.